This is a messenger RNA of Canis lupus familiaris (dog), 1410 nucleotides long. RefSeq names its product purinergic receptor P2Y11 (gene P2RY11). Gene Ontology annotation, cellular component: plasma membrane. Gene Ontology annotation, biological process: cellular response to ATP; calcium-mediated signaling; G protein-coupled receptor signaling pathway. Bases 1 to 1113 code for a protein of 370 amino acids. Lineage: Eukaryota; Metazoa; Chordata; Mammalia; Carnivora; Canidae. Gene Ontology annotation, molecular function: G protein-coupled ATP receptor activity; neurotransmitter receptor activity. The transcript has 2 exons. The record is from RefSeq and is marked provisional.
AUGGCCGCCACCACUUCAGGUGCUCUGACCUGCUCAGCCAACUUCUCAGUAGAAAUUGACCGUGAGUUCAGCCGUUUCCAGGCAGCCUUUCUGUGCCCCAUGCUGGUAGUUGAGUUCCUGGUGGCUGUGGCCAGCAACGGCCUGGCCUUCUACCGCUUUGUGACGCGGGAGCAGCGCCCGUGGCACCCCGCCGUGGUCUUCUCAGCCCAGCUGGCCAUCAGCGACCUGCUCUAUGCCCUGACGCUGCUCCCGCUGGCCGCCUACUUCUACCCGCCCAAGAACUGGCAGUACGGGGAGUUCGCGUGCCGCCUGGAGCGCUUCCUCUUCACCUGCAACCUGCUGGGCAGCGUCAUCUUCGUCACCUGCAUCAGCCUAAACCGCUACCUGGGCAUCGUCCACCCCUUCUUCACCCGCAGCAGCUGGCGGCCCAAGCACGCCUGGGCCGUCAGUGCCGCUGGCUGGGCACUGGCAGCCCUGUUGGCUGCACCCACGCUCAGCUUCUCGCACCUGAAAAGGCCACAGAGGGAAGGCAGCUGUGUCACAGAGAGGCCUGAGGCCUGCACCAAGUGCCUGGGGAUGGCAGAUGACCUCCGCCUCGAGGCCUACAGAGCCUACACCUUGGUGCUGGCGGUCCUGGGCUGCGGCGUGCCGCUGCUGCUCACCCUGACAGCCUACAGUGCCCUCGGAUGGGCCGUGCUGCGCAGCCACGGCAUGACUGCUGCCGAGAAGCUGCGUGUGGCAGCGCUGGUGGCCAGCAGCCUGGCCCUCUAUGCCAGUUCCUAUGUGCCCUACUACAUCACACAGGUGCUCAACGUGCAAGCUCGGCAGCGAUGGAGGGCCCGCUGCCCAGGCUUUGCCAGCUUGAAUGAGGCCAAGGCAGCAGUGGAUCAAAUGACCUAUAGGACCCACCAGAUAAUGCGGGGCCUCAUGCCUCUGGCCAUCUGCAUCCACCCACUGCUUUAUAUGGCUGUGGCACCCAGCCUGGGGUGCUGCCACCAGAGCUGCUGCAGCUGCAGCAAUAGCCAAAUGCCAGAGGACACGGGGAACUCUGGCCAAGUCCUGCCCCUCAAUGUUACAGCAACCCCCCCAAAACGUGGAGCCCUAGUCCCCUGAGCUAAGCCCAUGACCUGGCUUAUUUUGAGCCACUUCCUCACCACAAGGCAUUGAGACCAGCAGCAGAAUGGGGGCCAAGAGCACAAGAGGCUCCUGGCCCUGAGCCACUAACAAGCCCUGAACUGCCAAAGGCCCCAAACCACCACUUCUUCCCCUACACAAAGACCUGUUCGGGGACCAGCAAGUGCCAGGCCACAGUGGCAGGAACUUCUGCCUACAGCACUGAUCCUAAAGAGGGCUGGCCCCUCUAGCCAAAGAGUGGGUGACAUCUGUGAAUAAACGAGACAACAUAUGACA